Habropoda laboriosa is the source of this 1176-nucleotide messenger RNA. RefSeq names its product vicilin-like seed storage protein At2g18540. Bases 1 to 1176 code for a protein of 391 amino acids. The record is from RefSeq and is a predicted model, not a curated record. NCBI's taxonomy places the organism in Eukaryota, Metazoa, Arthropoda, Insecta, Hymenoptera, Apidae. The transcript is spliced from 5 exons.
AUGAUCCAAGUAAAAAAUGCGCAGGAAAAUUAUGAAAAGCUUCAAGAGCAAAAAGCUAUCGAGAUCGAGGAUCGGCGAAGGGCCAUGGAGAGUAGGAGCGCGAAGAAGAGGCAUUUACGCGAAUUGCAGAUAGAACGGAAGCAAGCAGAGCGUACUCAUCGGCUAGCCAAAGAACUCGCACGUCGUAAACAUAUCGAAUUGCAAGAGUCUGUCAAAAACAGGAAAGCAAAAUCUGCUGCGUCACCUGUUACAAACGAAGAUUUACUUAGGAUAAAGGCUGAAUUUAUGAAACUGAAGGAACAAGAUAAAGAGAUCAAGGGAUCGAAAUUGUCAAGUCCGUGGAAUUUUAAAGACGACUCAGCGGAGAAGGAGCAGGAGAAGAAAUUCAGUUACAAACGAGAUCUACAGAAUCAGAUGAUCGACAAUCGACGCAGACAGCGUGAGAAAGAAGAAGAGAAGCAUCGCGAGCGGAAGAUAUUGGAAGAGGUAGGACAGACUAUGCACAAAGAAGAUUUGCAAGCUGAGAAAAAGAAGAAGGACACCGUUGCUUUGUUGCAAGCUGAGAAGGAGGCUUUUCUGAAGGCUCGACAAUUUUGGAAGGAGAAGAGAAGGGAGGUGUUGAAGCAGGAACACGACGAGAUCGCGAGGAUCGUUGCUAAGAAGGAAGCUCAGCAAAAGAAGGAUGCUGAGGGGAAGAGUGAUACUCGUGCAGCGAAAGACGCUCUGAUGGAAAAAAUGGCUAAGAAGCUGAUGGACGAGGAAAGAAAAAAACGUGAAAGAGAAGAGAUUUGUCGGGAACUAUAUUUAGCAGAAAAGGAGAACGAAUUGGCGAACGAAGAAGUUAGAGCAGCAAUAAAAAAGAAACAUACUGCUAGAGAGCUUCUUCAAGACAUGGCGAGGAGUCAGAAAGCUAUUGCAGCUAGAAAGGCAAAAGAAGGCGAGAUCGACGCUGCUUUCGCUAAAUACUUAGCGGACGAACGGAAGAGACAGGAGGAAAAGGAUAGAUCAAAGGAGAAAGAACGUCGCGAAAAAAUUAUUCAAUAUGGAAACGAAUUACGAGUGACUAUAACGAAGAACAGAAUGGACAGCGACGAGAAGAAACGGAAGAAGAAAUGUUACUCCGAGUCGACUCUCGAAACGUGGAAAUCUCAAGAAGGAAAGAAUAGUUUGCUUUAA